AUGUCGAAGUUGGGGACUGUACCUAUCGAUUGCUACAACAGUGGAUAUGGCAAUCAGAUUGAAACAAAAUAUGCAAAGGAAACUGCUCAGCUUAAUCCACCACAUAGAUUUGUGCCAUGGCUGGUUGUCGAUAAUAAACCACUUGCAGAGGACUACCUAAAUUUUAUGGCCUAUAUCCGUAAGGCAUACAAAGGAAAAUCUCCAGAAGCUUGCAGAUCAAUUCGCUACAAGACUGAAUCAAUUGGAAAUGAAAAAUCGAUUCCUCAAGUUUGCCUAGCAGAACAAGGAAGCAACUCUACAUAG
This is a messenger RNA of Rosa chinensis, 303 nucleotides long. Its product is annotated as gamma-interferon-responsive lysosomal thiol protein-like. The transcript has 3 exons. Bases 1 to 303 code for a protein of 100 amino acids. Gene Ontology annotation, molecular function: oxidoreductase activity, acting on a sulfur group of donors, disulfide as acceptor. The record is from RefSeq and is a predicted model, not a curated record. Lineage: Eukaryota; Viridiplantae; Streptophyta; Magnoliopsida; Rosales; Rosaceae.